AUGCGGGGCGCGGGGGGAGCCGCGCCCUCGGCCCUGCCCCCGGCCCUGCGCGGCGGGAGAGCGGGGCGGCGGCGAGGCGGAACCGAACGGGGUAUCCGUGCCGACGGGACGGAGGGGUCGGCGCGAUUGGUGACGCGGGCCUCGGCGGGGCCGCCCCCCGACCUCUCCCCCCCGCGCCGAGGAUGGUGCCUUCGCCACUCUCCCCGAGACCCAAGCAUGCAGCAGCAGCUCCCGCCGUACGAGAUGCUGCCGGCGGAGGUGAAGAUGGACGAGUUGCCCCGGAGCACGACGGUGAUGGUGGAGGAGACGCAGCAGCAGCAGUCGCCGCCACCCCGGGACCACCUGGUGUGGUCCCUCUUCACCACCCUGUACGGCAAUUUCUGCUGCCUCGGCCUCCUGGCGUUCGUCUUCUCUGUCAAGUCCAGGGACCGCAAAGUGCUGGGUGACUACAGCGGGGCCCUGAGCUACGGCUCCACGGCCAAGUACCUGAACAUCACGGCCCUGGUGAUCAACAUCCUCAUCGUCAUCAUCGUCAUCGUCGUCGUCUCCCUGGCCGCCGCCGGGGUCUUAGGACGACCCCAGUACGGGUACGGCUACGGCCGCACUUAGUGCCCUCCUUGCCCCGCGGGCUGCGCUUCCCUCCCCGCCCGGGGUAGGAGCCGGGCAUGCCCGGGGAGUGCCCGGGGAGCGCCCUGCUGUCACCGAAACUGCAAACUGACAAUCUACGUGCCUCACCCGGAGCCUGCUGCUCUCCUGUCCCUCUUCCCUCCCCACUCGGAGCUUUUGUGGAGCCCUUGCUGAUGGCUGCCCUCGCUGGAGGCGUCCUGAGAUGGACCCUGCUCCCCAGAGAGCAGCUGAGCACCCCCAACCCUGCCACAGCCUGCUUGCUGCUUUGCUCUGGGCGUGGAACCCCAGCGGCCUCAAAACAAUUCUGAGAAGGAGCACCUGGCUCAGACAAACCCUGAUCCCUGAAAUAAAAAUUUAUUUCACUUUU
Molecule: messenger RNA, 994 nt
Organism: Vidua chalybeata
Lineage: Eukaryota; Metazoa; Chordata; Aves; Passeriformes; Viduidae
Product: dispanin subfamily A member 2b-like
Exons: 3
Coding region: 1-609 (202 amino acids)
Biological process (GO): type I interferon-mediated signaling pathway; response to interferon-beta; response to interferon-alpha
Cellular component (GO): plasma membrane
Source: RefSeq, a predicted model, not a curated record